Messenger RNA from Penicillium manginii, 561 nucleotides. RefSeq lists its product as uncharacterized. The transcript is spliced from 2 exons. Bases 1 to 561 code for a protein of 186 amino acids. The record is from RefSeq and is a predicted model, not a curated record. Lineage: Eukaryota; Fungi; Ascomycota; Eurotiomycetes; Eurotiales; Aspergillaceae.
AUGUCUGAUUUCACCGAUGAUAUUGACAUGGACACCAUACUGCGUGCAGCCAUGAAAACAGUGCAGAUGAUACAGUCUGAUCCACGAGACCUGAAAUUCCUGAAGCUGCCUUGUGGGAUGGCCCCAGAAAUGUCGGCUCACCUGGGUCAUAUUGCAAGUGGUUACAGGCAUACCUUGGUAGUUUAUCUACACAUCAUCCUAGAAAGGCUCAUGCAAACCCACGGCAGUGAUGCAAGGGAUCUUCAGAUCUUGAUGAUACGCAGUUUACUCCCCUGUUCCAAGCAAGAAGCAAUUUCAGCUUGCUUGGAAGACGUUUUGCGUGUACCAGAGAAUAGUCUAGCCUUUAUCGGAUCGAGCCCGCUUGUAUUUAUUGUUGCGAGUGAGACGAAAGAUAGUUCGGAGUUCGAGAUUUCUCUCCAACUGUUGCUACGGUUGUGGACACGGACCUGUCUUGGAAAUAUUGGUGUUGCGCUGGAUUUUCUUAGAUAUAUCCAGCAUGCCAACUUUCCAGAUUGGCGUCAAGCGCUGAAAUCACGGAAGUGGGAUCUUAUCGUCAGUUGA